GGUUACUUAAAAUUACUUAAAAUUGCAAUUCUAUCAGACACCAACGGUUGUAACCGUUUGGGUUUGGUUUCACGCUUAACUGCAACGCCUCUGAAUGUUAAUCUGGCGGCUUUUCCUUAAUUUCAACCAAGAACUUCCAGACAUGGCUUCCCAACCUACAUUUCUCCACCUCCUCCUCCCAAUCUUGACGGCGUCUAUUUUCAUAUCUACACUCUCAACUCCAGUACCCAGAAUGCCCAAUUUUGCUUUCGCUUGGUUGAAUGACAAAGACACUUUUGUGGCAGGGGAAAUGGCAAUUAUAAAGGUUAUAGUGGUAGGGAGCUUUGAGAUGGAGAAAUACCAAUACCCUUUUAAUCCCAACAUCACUGUGAAUGAUAAGAUGGGAAACAGCUCUUACAUUUCUGGGAUUUCUUUGCAAUUUGGUAGUGAUGUUAAGUCCUGGGCACUUUCUUUCAUACCCAUCCUGACUGGAUGGUUCAACGUCCUCAUUACGGAUGAUAACUUUAACGUUUUCGAUUCGUCCCUGCAUUUCCGUACCAUCCCAGGGCGUUUUCAUCCGGCUUCUGGGGUUGUUUCAUGGCCAGGCGGAGGGAGAAAAUUUGUGGCCGGAACAAAGGCUGUGAUUUGGAUACUUCCUAAAGAUGCAUUUGGAAAUAAUGUCUCUUUAAAGGAUGACGAUAAAUUGAAUUCUUAUAAUUUCAACUUGUCCGCAAACAGUGAAAAUGGUUCCAUUGCAAGUUUGCUCAAUGUCACCAGUAAAGGAUGGAACAAGUUUGGCUUUCUGGGCAUGGAGUUUGUCAUCGCUACCGCUGGAAGUCUACUACUUCAUGUACAAGGAGAAAACCAGACACUGAGGGGCUCCCCACUGUCAUUAGAUGUGUCUCCUGGGGUACUGGAUGUCUCCAGCUGUGUAGCUCGGUGGAGCAUUGAAACAAAAUAUUUCCAAUUAUUUUCUCUCAUGGAGGGUUUCAUUCACCAGUACGAUAAAUAUGGAAAUCAUGUUCCAGGACUGUAUGAGUUUGAUGUGGAAAUCGUGGAAAAUGGGACAAAUUUGAUAAUGCCUGUCACAGAUCUGCAGUUCACAGAGGUUGACAUUGGAAUUCAGUUGUUUUCUUUCACCCUAGCGGAACCAGGGGAGUUUAUGCUUGUGAUAACUGAUAAGGAGCAGAAGAAUCACAUAUCCAACAUGCCAUAUCAAUUUACAGUAUUUAUAGGUUAUUGUGAUGGAAUGAGCAGCAUUGUUAAUGGGACUGGUCUCAAUCAUUCUGUUGCUGGUGAAGUUGCAAGGUUCUCUGUUUCAUUAAGAGACGCUUAUGAAUAUCCAUCGCUAAUUGAGUUACAAAUACUUCAUGUGCAAAUUUUCCAUGAAGCAGCUUCCCAGCCUUUACAACCAAGCAUACAUCCAAAGCAGAUGGUUAAUGGUAAUUUUUAUGCUGGAAAAACCAAUCUUACUGAAGUCGUUGAAACAGAGAGUGCUUUUACUCCUACAGCUGAUAACAAUAUAAAUUCUUCUGGAAACUUGAGGUUCAGUGUCUUCGAUGUCAAUUAUACACCUCAAAAGAGUGGACCAUACCAAAUUCGAGUCUUUUGUGGAAAUAUUCCCUUGAAUGGCGGUCACCCAAUUAGAAAAGAAGUGAGUCCAGGCAGGGUUAAUGCAUCUCUUUCUGUGGUUGUGAAAUACUCUAGUAAGGUAUCAAAGCUGAUGAAGAACGAUAUAGUCGUACAGCUCAUGGAUUCAUGUACUAACCCGAUCCUAUCCCAACAGUCUAAGAUAAAUCUAGAGAUUGCUUCAAUUAAUAGAUCAGGUUUUUCAACGUCUAGCUUUGUUGACAACAAUGACGGUUCAUAUACUGGUAGCUAUGUGGCCAUGGAUAUUGGGUCCUAUGACAUAUGUGCCUCAUUUGAUGGCUACCGUUUCUUGCCCUGCCCCUUUGCUGUGACAGUGUACCCCAGUGAGUACUUUCCAGUGGUACACAAUGACUUAGUAAGUUUGUGGGAGGAUGAAUCCAUUGCUUUUAAUGCCCUGGAAAAUGACUACUUUGCGGGUGACAAUGCAACAGCUUCUUACUUUUCAAAGCCUGACCAUGGUUCACUUCUACAAUAUGAGCAUCUGUUUAGAUAUACUCCACACAGAGGGUUUACUGGGAACGAUUCGUUCUCAUACACAAUAUCUGAUAUAAAUGGGAACUUUGCAUCUGGAAGUGUGAACAUAUCAGUCCUCAGCAUUCCUCCUCAGUUUGUUUCUUACCCUAGUCAGCUCCAAGCAACUGAAGAUGUAGUUAGUCCUAGAUAUGGUGGAUUUGCUGGCCUUGAGAUUAUGUAUUCGGAUUCAGAUGAAAAUAUCAGCAUUACUCUCGGUGCGAAAUUUGGGACAAUCCUCCUUUCUCCUAUGCUUAUGAAGUUUUGGCGACCUGCCCAGAUAGUAUCAUCCAUGAAAGAUGAGGGGAAGACUAAAGAACUAACUUUGUCAGGCACUUUGGAAGAAAUCAAUUUUGCAAUUCAAUCAAUUCAGUAUUUCGGGAAUGGAAACUUCUCUGGCAGUGAUGUGAUCACAGUUUCUACUAGAAACAGAAACGGGAAGAAUGAUUUAGAUAUCCCGAUAUAUGUGGAGCCUAUCAAUGAUCCUCCAUUCAUAAACGUCCCUCCAUAUGUUUUCUUGGAUCAAAGUGUUGAUGAAGAACUAGUUUUCGACUCUCAAAAAGACAAGUUUGAUGUUUUCAUUGGGGACCCAGAUGCACUAAACUUUCCUGGGAACAAGUCCCAGUUUCAGGUGAUUUGUAGCAUGGAAGUCAGCUCCGGAAUACUGUCUUUAAACCUUCCAGCUGAGCUUAUUAGCAAUACAGAACUGAAGCUGAAGAUUAGUUAUCAGUGGCAACCUGUCCAGACAUUUGUGACCAUCUCGAAACACUUUACCAUUAAAGCGAAAGGCAUUAGAUUUCGCGCAACACUUGAUGACUGCAACACUAUCAUGGAGCAAUUAGUUUACCAUGGAAAAGAUGGCGCAGUUUUGACUUUGACAGUAAAUGAUAUGGGGAACUAUGGGUGCUAUCCAGACUGUGCUGGUAUGAUGUCGAUGCCUUUAUAUGUAGAGGCCACAGUAAAUCUGGUAAGAAGAAGACCACUGAAUGCAUUUCUGUCUAAAGCUAUAGGUACAUCAAUUAUUAUUGAAUUCAUUUUUGUGGUUUCUCUUGGAGUGGUGCUUAUGUUCUUCAUCUGCAAGUGUGCAAUGGCACUCAUUAGUGAAAGAAGAAAAAAUGAACCAGAUGAUGAAGUUGCAGGGGUUCACAGGUCCCAUAAAUGCAAGAGCAACAAUGAGUUAACAGAUAAUGCAACUAAGUCCAGCAUGUGCUGUUCUAGUUCCUUUUUGCAGCGAGCCCUUCCUUCCAACUUCCGCCAAAGGUAGACAGCUCAUUUUUAGC
Molecule: messenger RNA, 3419 nt
Organism: Cuscuta europaea
Lineage: Eukaryota; Viridiplantae; Streptophyta; Magnoliopsida; Solanales; Convolvulaceae
Source: the annotation of a GenBank genome assembly